CGGGCGCAGUAACGGCGAAAUGGCGGAGUUGGUGCGUUUUAUCGUUCCCACAGAGAGUGACAAAACGUUGCUGGUGUGGGAGUUAAGCGCUGGACCCUCGGCCGAGGCCCUGCACCAUUCUGUGUUCGCAGUAUUCUCCCGCUUUGGCCUUCUGUACUCAGUCCGGGUCUUCCCAAACGCUGCAGUGGCCCGUCCUGGUUUCUAUGCCGUCGUCAAGUUUUACUCAGCAAGGGAUGCCCACCGAGCCCAGAAGGCUUGCGACCAGAAGCAGCUUUUCCAGAACUCUCCAGUGAAGGUUUGUCUUGGUACCAGACAUAAAGCAGUUCAACAUCAGGCCAUUGCCUUAAGCAGUUCACGAUGUCAAGAACUGGCAAAUCACUACUUUGGUUUCAAUGGAUGGUCAAAAAGGAUCAUUAAGCUUCAGGAGCUUUCUGACCUUGAAGGAAGGGAAAAUGAAGAUAUUGUGGUACCACUUGAGAAGCAAAGCCUGAAAUUCUUCUGUGCCUUGGAGGUGGUUUUACCAUCCUAUGAGUGCAGGAGUCCUGGAGUUGGCAUUGCAGAGGAGCUGCUGGAUAAGCUGGAGGAAGGACCAUUAUCAUUCCUUAUGAAAAGAAAGACAGCCCAGAAACUGGCUAUUCAGAAGGCCCUGUCAGAUGCAUUCCAGAAACUGUCGAUUGUUGUCUUAGAAAGUGGUAAAAUAGCUGUGGAGUACAGACCCAAUGAAGAGAUCCCAGAUACAAGAAGCGAAGAACUACACAAUUUAAUUCAAGUCAGUUGCUUUUCGUGGGAGCAGUACAGCCAAGAGGAGGAAGACUAUCUUUCAGAUUUCGCCUUGGAGUAGGAAGAGUUCAGGCUACCAGAACCAGACCAGCACUUCAGAAGGUCUGAGAAGCCAGGCCCUGCGAUUUCCUUAGGAAGAUCUGGUGCUCCCCAUUCCAACAGGGUCUGCGGCCCAACUCUUGUCUCACUAUGGAAGGGUCAGGGGACAUCUGUCACAUCUGAAGGGAGAAUGGAGAGGGAAAGCCUGGGAAAAGGCUCACCCUGGUGGCACAAAGACUAUCAGGGCCCCAGCUUAGUAAAGGUUACAUAAAAACCAGCCAGUCCUGGGACCAGCAGUUAGUGUAAUGGCUAUGUUGCUGGA
Molecule: messenger RNA, 1141 nt
Organism: Tupaia belangeri chinensis (Chinese tree shrew)
Lineage: Eukaryota; Metazoa; Chordata; Mammalia; Scandentia; Tupaiidae
Gene: RDM1
Product: RAD52 motif containing 1
Exons: 7
Coding region: 20-841 (273 amino acids)
Cellular component (GO): nucleolus
Molecular function (GO): RNA binding
Source: RefSeq, a predicted model, not a curated record